Messenger RNA from Triticum turgidum subsp. durum (durum wheat), 447 nucleotides. NCBI's taxonomy places the organism in Eukaryota, Viridiplantae, Streptophyta, Magnoliopsida, Poales, Poaceae. The record is from the annotation of a GenBank genome assembly.
AUGGCGAACAGAAGGAUUCAGAAGGAGCUCAUGGAUUUGCAAAAGGAUCCACCAACAUCAUGCAGCGCUGGGCCUGCUGGGGCGGAUCUAUUCCACUGGCAGGCCACAAUCAUGGGCCCUGGUGAUAGCCCCUACUCAGGAGGGGUGUUCUUUGUCAACAUCCAUUUCCCUCCUGAUUACCCCUUUAAGCCUCCAAAAGUGAAUUUCCAAACAAAGGUGUAUCACCCGAACAUCAACUCCAACGGCAGCAUCUGCCUGGACAUCCUCAAGGAGCAGUGGAGCCCGGCGCUAACCAUAUCCAAGGUCCUACUCUCCAUCAGCUCCCUGCUCACCGACCCCAACCCCGACGACCCCCUUGUCCCGGAGAUCGCGCAGCUCUACAAGAACCAGAGAGCCCGCUACGAGGAGACCGCGAGGGCCUGGACCCAGAAGUACGCCAUGGGCUGA